UUUCGCCUCUUCACGGGGAAGGUGGAGGUCGGCGGGGAGCGCGAGCGGGUAACGGCUGUAACGGAUCCGGGUCCUGUCAGCGGCACGGGAGGCACGGCCCGGUUCGGUUACGCCUUGGUUUUUAUGAAAUUUACUUGUGUCCACAGCCUCUCAAUAAAAUAGUCUGUGGUGCACUGUUCCCACUCACCUUUUUUACUCUGUUUCUGACUUUGAUACAACUUUGUGAUGUCUUCCCCUGAAAUUGCUUCCCUUUCUUGGGGUCACAUGAAGGUCAAAGGCUGCUCUACAACUUACAAGGACUGCAAAGUAUGGCCAGGAGGAAGCCGAACCUGGGAUUGGAGAGAAACUGGCACUAAUCAUUCUCCAGGAGUGCAACCAGCUGACCUUGAAGAAGUUGUCAAGAAGGGUGUUAAAACCAUGGUGAUUGGUCGUGGCAUGAGUGAGGCUUUGCAGGUUCCAGCAUCCACUGUGGACUAUCUGAAGAAAAACGGGAUCGAGGUGUUGGUCCUGCAGACAGAGAAGGCGGUGGCAGAGUACAACGCGCUGGCUGCUCAGGGUGUUAAAGUCGGGGGAGUCUUUCAUUCCACCUGCUGAAGCCUUUACAGAUCCCUUCGGUCCCGGCCAAGUCACCGACACCUCUGCUGGAUCAGGUUACACCCAACAGAGAGUGGGUUUACACCUCUCUGCUGGGUCAGGUUACACCCAACCCAGUGUGGAUUUACGUGCCAAAACACUUGUGCCCUGGCAAUCUAAAAUGCAAGGACAGUUUAUUAGCUGAGUGCUAAUUGAGUGCUCACAAAAAAGUGCUGUAAAUGGAAUAAUUUCACUACAGAACCAUUUCCAUACUUUCUGGAGACUGAGCUAAUUUUCCUCUGAAGACUGUCUGUGUUUUGGGUACUUUCCACCUCUUGGCUAAAUUAAAAUUCUAGGCUGGGAAAGUUUUUGUUAGGAAUGGGCCUGAAAUGACAUGAUUGGCCAUGGGAAUGCAGCCAUAAAAUAACCAAUGAGUGCAAUCAAGUGGUAGAUGUGAAGCAGUGGUAAAGAAGGACUUUACCACUACUGUAUAAAUCAGUUAAAAAUAAAAUAAAUUAAAAAGUGAA
Calypte anna (Anna's hummingbird) is the source of this 1100-nucleotide messenger RNA. RefSeq names its product adipogenesis associated Mth938 domain containing (gene AAMDC). The coding region runs from base 226 to 594 and encodes 122 amino acids. NCBI's taxonomy places the organism in Eukaryota, Metazoa, Chordata, Aves, Apodiformes, Trochilidae. The record is from RefSeq and is a predicted model, not a curated record. Gene Ontology annotation, biological process: positive regulation of fat cell differentiation. The transcript is spliced from 5 exons. Gene Ontology annotation, cellular component: cytoplasm.